AUGCCCGCCCCUUCCUCUUCCAAACGCGUUAAAUCCUCCCAAAUCCACCGCCCCUUCAUCUACGGUAGCAUAGCCACACCCUUCGACCCCUCCCUCCCUCGCCCCGCAAACCUCCCCGCCGAACACACCCACCGCUGGACCGUCUUCCUACGCCCCCUCACCCCAGACCACGACAUAACACACUGGCUAAAAAAAGUCCAAUUCAAAUUACACGAGACUUACGCCAACUCCUCGCGCAUGAUAGAGAGCGCGUACCAGCCCUUCGCUACAGCUUCUACACCCACGAGCGCCGGUGGGGCGGGAAGAGGGGAUGCAGGAGCAGCAGCGGCUUUGGCGGCUGUGGGCUCGAAGUGGGGAGAGGGGCCAGGAGGUGGGGGGCAGAGCUUUGAGGUUUCCGAGACUGGGUGGGGAGAGUUUGAGGUGCAGUUGAAAUUGUAUUUCGUGCCUGAGGCGAAUGAGAAGGCUGCUACGCUGUGGCAUGCGCUGAAAUUGCAUCCGUAUGGGCCGAGGGCGGAGGAGAUGAAGGAGAAGAGGGAGAGUGUUAUUAGUGUGUGUUAUGAGGAGGUGGUGUUCACGGAGCCAGUGGAGGGAUUCUUUGAUGUGUUGACGAGAGAAUAUAAUAUGGGUGCUGGAGGGAAGAGAGGGGGGAAGGGUGGUGGGAAAGGUGGGAGGGGAGGAAAGGGAGCGCAGGGUAGUUUGAAGGCGAAUGCGGAGGUGCCAGGCACAUUGCGCGCUCGAAAUACGAAAGCUCAGUCUUCGAAUCUGAAAGCCUACCAAGUCAUGGCGGGGGAUCAAUCAAGUGGCCCCAAGGAUGACCUGUGGAUUGUCUAUCUAGCCUAUCUCUACCAAGUUGACUGCGUGCAGGAGGAAUGA
Bacidia gigantensis is the source of this 873-nucleotide messenger RNA. RefSeq lists its product as uncharacterized. The coding region runs from base 1 to 873 and encodes 290 amino acids. Gene Ontology annotation, biological process: regulation of DNA-templated transcription. The record is from RefSeq and is a predicted model, not a curated record. Lineage: Eukaryota; Fungi; Ascomycota; Lecanoromycetes; Lecanorales; Ramalinaceae. The transcript has 2 exons.